Molecule: messenger RNA, 2268 nt
Organism: Lacerta agilis (Sand lizard)
Lineage: Eukaryota; Metazoa; Chordata; Lepidosauria; Squamata; Lacertidae
Gene: FRMD7
Product: FERM domain containing 7
Exons: 12
Coding region: 1-2046 (681 amino acids)
Cellular component (GO): cytoskeleton
Molecular function (GO): guanyl-nucleotide exchange factor activity
Source: RefSeq, a predicted model, not a curated record
AUGACUAUCCCAGUUUUCGGCAUCAAGUGGUCUCAAGGAUGCAACCCGCAAAAGUCUUCUGGCAAAACAUUGUUCAACCUAAGCUGCAGCCACCUGAACCUCACAGAGAAGGAAUACUUUGGGCUGGAGUUCUGGAGUUCUGCAGGGCAUACUGCCUGGCUGGAACUUCUGAAGCCUAUAACAAAGCAGAUUAAAAUGGAUCCGGGCCAUCUGAGAGAAGAGCUGACAAGAUACCUGUUCACUCUCCAAGUCAAGAAGGAUCUGGCCUGUGGAAGACUUCCUUGCAGCGAUAACAGCUCGGCCCUGAUGGUAUCGCACCUUUUGCAGUCGGCCCUGGGAGAUUAUCACGAAGAAAUGGAUCAAAAGCACCUGGAAACGCACAAAUAUUUACUCAACCAAGAGUGUUUGGUGAACAAGAUCAUGCAUCACCACAAGAAACAUAUAGGCAAAACUCCUGCUGAAUCAGAUGUGCAACUCUUGGACAUAGCGAGGAAGCUAGAGAUGUAUGGGAUCAGGCCCCAUCCAGCCAGUGAUGGCGAAGGGACCCAGAUCAAUUUGGCUGUCACUCACAUGGGAGUCCUGGUUUUGCGGGGCAAUACGAAGAUUAACACCUUCAACUGGUCCAAAAUUCGCAAGUUGAGCUUCAAGCGGAAGCAUUUCCUGAUCAAACUCCAUGCCAACAUUUCGGCCUUGUGCAAGGAUACACUGGAGUUCACCAUGGCAAGCCGAGACACUUGCAAAGCCUUCUGGAAGACCUGUGUGGAAUACCAUGCUUUUUUCCGACUCUCUGAAGAGCCGAAGUCAAAACCCAAAGCCUUUUUGUGCAGCAAGGGCUCCAGUUUCCGAUACUGCGGAAGGACUCAGCGGCAGCUGCUGGAACAUGGGACAAAAGGAAAACUGAAGAGCCUGCCCUUUGAGAGGAAACACUAUCCCUCUCGGUACCAUGAGAGACAGUGCCGGUCCUCACCAGACCUACUUACAGAUGUUUCCAAACAAAUGGAGGACUUGCGGCUGGUUUAUGGCACCAUAGGAGGCUACCACAGUGCCAAUGGGGUCCACACUUCCGAGCCCAUGCUGGACAGCAGGCGGAGGAACUCUGCAGUGGAGGUGAUCUUUGCUGAUGAAUUGGAGCGGUCCAAGCCAGAAGCUGACCCAACGCUGCUGCCCCAUUCCCAAAGCAGCUCCGCCUUCCCAUUGGUCUACACAGAGCUGGAACAUGAUUGGGAGCCAGCUGACAUCUAUGAACAACGGGUCCCGCUGACAUCCUUCCAGCCUGGCUACAAGCUGGCUGGGAACAGUAAAAGCACCUCUGUGGGCAACAUGAGGGAGAUGACCCCUAGGCAACAGUUGACUUACACCGACAUCCCCUACAGGGGCCCCAUCCACCAGCAACUGGAUAUGGCUUCUCCUCAAGUCUUCUUUUAUGUGGACAGGCCUCCCCAGUUUUCCAGGCACACAGCAGUGGCAGGCCCUGCUGAGGAAACAGCCAGUGGGGUGAACAUGCUUGGUGCAUCACCCAUGAAGCCUUCCAGGAGAAGCCCAAGAACAAGGGUGGCUGAACCAGAGGUCCUGCCCAGAACGACCUACCUUAGCAGCGUUAGCAUGGAGCAAGAAGUCGACGGAAGUGUCUUUGACUACAGCAUUCAAGACCAGACUCCCAAGAGGUCUUGGAGCCAGUCUGACAUGAAAAUGAUCAGAUUUCCCUAUGGCUCAGAGUUCCGGCCUCUAGGACCUUGUCCUGUCUUGAGCAGCAGGAAGGCUGAUAUUUUGCAGUAUGUGCUGGCCCAGCAAAGGUUCCCAGAACCUCCCAGGGCCCAGCGAACCCUGGAGCGCUAUGUGGGCAGCGGGACAGAAUCCAGUGACUCUGAUUCAGACAUGUUGCCGGAUUACUUUUCUCUCUACGGGAGGGUGGUGAAAGCACCCAGGGCACGGGUCCGCCUGUCUUCAGGCAGUCUACAGCUGGAGGGGGAGGAUGAAGAAGUUUGUCUCGCUACCGCCAGCAUUGAGGACAGGACUUCACAGGGAGCAUCUAAUUAUUUUACUUAAAACAACAGGACUGGGUUAUGCCAGUAGAUCUUUGAAGGAGGUCCUUCCUUGGUCCUUGGGGUUAUGACUGAUUUUGCAAGAAUGAUUAAUUAAAACUUUGGGAUUUGAUAACAAGAGGAAUCUGCCGAAGCAAAGGGCUCUGCAAAAGAAAAUGAGUGAGAUGUUAUAAGAAUAUUUUAAAAAUGGGGGGAGAGGGGAACUUUACAUGCUUUCUCCUUGACA